Messenger RNA from Paramormyrops kingsleyae, 1307 nucleotides. RefSeq names its product HCLS1 associated protein X-1 (gene hax1). Gene Ontology annotation, biological process: regulation of actin filament polymerization; negative regulation of apoptotic process. Gene Ontology annotation, cellular component: mitochondrion; sarcoplasmic reticulum; clathrin-coated vesicle. NCBI's taxonomy places the organism in Eukaryota, Metazoa, Chordata, Actinopteri, Osteoglossiformes, Mormyridae. The record is from RefSeq and is a predicted model, not a curated record.
ACUCAUCUGACAUUUUGUCCGCGCAGCCCAGCACUGGCUCGAUGUACGGCAACAGCGUAACAUCGUCACGUCUGUAAACAACCCUGGCUUGAUGGCCUGAUUAAAUGUCCGAUUAUCUUGGAAACAUAAAUGAGCAUAUUUGAUUUGUUCCGUGGUUUUUUCGGGGUUCCCGGUGGCCGCUACAGUGGAUCCGGCCGAAGGGAUCCAUUCUUUGAUGGCUUGACCCAUGAUGAUGAUGAGGAUGAUGAUGAGGAUGAUGACUUUGGCAGUGCCUAUGAGGCUAGGCAGCACGAUCCCUUUGAUGAUGCCCUGAGGUUUGGGUUCAGUUUUGGCCCAUCUGGAUUUCGCAUUGAGGAGCCCCAGGUGUUUGGCCAAGUCUUGCAGGAAAUGGAGGAGGUCUUCUCCUUUCUGAACACAUGGGAUCGCCAGCCAGGCUUCCGGCAUUUUGGUGUGCCUCAGAUUGAGGCCCCGCCUCCCGAGGACAACAUGGAGCACAGUGGCAGAGGUGGGAAGGCUGGCUCCCUUAGAGACUUUAUGCUGAAAUCCCCUGACCAACCUGCAGCUCCGCCCACCGACCCGCCCCCUUCACGCCAUUGGAUGCCCUUCUCCAAGUUUAAUGACCGGUGGAGUAGAAGACUAAAGAAAGAAGAGGAAACGGAUGCAGUCCGGGAAGACAGAGACUUGGACUCGCAGGUCUCCACAAAGGGUCUGGAAGAAAUCUUGAGUCCCUCUCCCACUCCAUCUCAGCCCACAGUCAGAUCUUUCUCGCAGUCUGUUAUGAUCACGAAGGUUGUGACACCAGACGGGGCGGUGGAGGAGAGGCGUACAGUGAGAGACAGCCAUGGGAACGAGGAGACCACGAUCACACGCUCAAGAGGUCCACAGAGUCAACAGGAGCCACCAGAGCCCGGUGUCUUACCUCCAUCAGAUGGACUCGGGGAUGCAUCUUCCAUUUUCUCCAAGUUUUUUGGGGGGUUCAGGGGCUGAAUAAAAGCUGGUACCUAAAUUUGUCAGUCUGCCAAAAUUACUUACUUGUAUGUGACUGUAAUACUGGGGUGGGUAACGGUGGACUCUCAGCCCAGUAGUACACGUCUGUUGUAUAAAACCAUUUAAUUUAUUUUAUGAACAAAACGAACAGGGCAUAAAAUCAUAAGAGAUUAUUAAAUCUGCUUACUGCGGCAUUAGCCUAAGUCACUGUUCAGCGAGUACGCUUUCCCUGGCACCUUUUGUGGCACGAUGUAGCCAAAAUGUUUCUGCUUCUGAUUAGCAUUAGAUUCGAAUAAACAAGAUCAUUGUAAAAUAUCAAA